AUGGGAUGCAAUAGAUCAACAGCGGUUGACGGUCUUGGCCAGAAAUCCGAUCAGUACAGACUGACGUUCUGGAUCACGUACGUCAUGGACAGAACAACAACACUGAUGAUAGGACGCCCGUCGAGCUUUCGAGAUGAAGAUAUUGAUACCCCAUUUCCGCAGGAUCCCAGCGAGAUUGGGCUCUUGCAGGAAAUGAACAGCGUUCCUCCGUGCGGGUUGAUCACAGAUGGGAGCUUUGUGAGAGUCAUGGCACGCAUGGGAAAGAUUGCCGACUGCAUCAUGUCAGGCAUCUACUCAUCUCAGAGAAUUUCCGACGCAAGAGAUCUCCUGAUGGAAACUAACAUUCACGGAUGCGAGUCGGCCCUAGAGGCCAUUUUCCAAGAUUUGCCCGACUUUCUCGAUUUUCGCAAUACCGAGGGACCAAUUGGAAACGAUUGGCAGGAGGUUCAACGCCUCCACGUCGGCAUCAUUUACUACAUGCUUCGGAUCCUGGUUCAUCGGCCUGCAUUGGUCUUCGCCAGUUUCUUUUCCUCCGUUGCCGAAGCCCAGUCGAGUUUACCUCCAUCCUUUAACCUUCGGCAAUCUAUGGGAAUUCUGACCGCAUCCGCGAAAGGCUUGAUACGACUGACACACGAGAGCUUGUCGAUGCGCCAGCCUGAUGCUCGCUCCGACAGCUCUCUCGCCAUCUACCUCGUCGCUGCCUGUGUCACUCUGCUUUAUGGGGUCCUGGACUCUGAAGCCACGCCAGAUCACGCCAGAGACACGUUUCUGUCGGUGGAUGAGGCCAUCCACUGUCUUGAAGGCAUGAAGCACUUUGGACCGAUGACGGGGAAGACACUGAGCAUCGACAUUAUGCGCAUGGCGAAGAACGUUCUUUCUUGUCCAGCUGGUUUUGCCUUGACUGACAUGGGUAAUGAAUUUAUAUCGACAUUUCCCUGGCUUGAGUAA
This is a messenger RNA of Colletotrichum karsti, 948 nucleotides long. Its product is annotated as C6 transcription factor. The coding region runs from base 1 to 948 and encodes 315 amino acids. Gene Ontology annotation, molecular function: DNA binding; zinc ion binding. NCBI's taxonomy places the organism in Eukaryota, Fungi, Ascomycota, Sordariomycetes, Glomerellales, Glomerellaceae. The record is from RefSeq and is a predicted model, not a curated record. The transcript has a single exon. Gene Ontology annotation, biological process: DNA-templated transcription.